UCUCCCGGGAUGGCUGCGGACCAAUCACAGUCAUUUCUUGGACGGGGGUGGAGUCAUCUCAACGGUCUCCGGUCUAAGCGUGGACCCGGCAAACGCCCCCGGUGGCAAGCGGAGCUGAGCUGCCGAAGAGCGCUGCGUUUGCGGCUGGAGAGAACGUACCCCGCGGUCACAGCCUGCGGGACAAAACAAAACGCCAGCGCUCCGGAAUCUGAGUACACCCCCACAAGCCCUUCGUGUGGAGCAGUGGACUGUCCCUGCUUCCUUUUACUUGAGAUCAUGCAGAGAGCUUCACGCCUGAAGAAAGAACUGCGUAUGUUAGCUGUAGACCCUCCCCCAGGCGUCACAUGCUGGCAGGAAAAGGACCGAGUGGAUGAUUUGCGAGCUCAAAUAUUAGGUGGAGCCGACACACCUUAUGAGAAAGGGGUUUUCACGCUGGAAGUUAUCGUUCCUGAGAGGUACCCAUUUGAACCACCGCAGAUCAGAUUUCUGACUCCAAUCUAUCAUCCAAACAUUGAUUCUAAUGGAAGGAUUUGUCUAGAUGUUCUCAAAUUGCCACCGAAAGGUGCAUGGAGACCAUCCCUCAACAUUGCUACUGUAUUGACCUCUAUUCAGCUGCUCAUGGCAGAACCCAAUCCUGAUGACCCACUAAUGGCUGACAUUUCCUCAGAAUUUAAAUAUAAUAAGAUAGCUUUUCUCAAGAAUGCCAGGCAGUGGACAGAGACUCAUGCAAGACAGAAACAAAAGGCUGGUGAAGAGGUGCCAGAAGACUCCUUGGAGGUCGAUGACCCUGAGAAAAGCAACUGCACACAGAAGAGAAAAGCCAAGCCACUGGGAGGCCCAGAUAAGAAGUUUCACCCCGAUGUUCAGAGAGUCUGUCCUGGUCCCUCUUAGUUAGUGGAGGCUGUGACAAGGUGGUCUCUUUUGCUUGCUUUUCUCGAAUGUUUUUCUUUGUGUUUGAUGACAUAAUGUUUGUAUCCUUAUAAAAGACCUUGUAUGUUUACACAUUGUGCUAUGCAGUGAUUCUUUAAGGAUAGUUUGUUUUAUUUAUCUUGUACAUAUGUAUUUUGAAAACUUAAACUUGAAAAAUAAAUCAUACUUAAUGUUAA
This is a messenger RNA of Peromyscus eremicus (cactus mouse), 1106 nucleotides long. It is a transcript of the gene Ube2t, whose product is annotated as ubiquitin conjugating enzyme E2 T. The transcript has 8 exons. The record is from RefSeq and is a predicted model, not a curated record. NCBI's taxonomy places the organism in Eukaryota, Metazoa, Chordata, Mammalia, Rodentia, Cricetidae. Bases 10 to 891 code for a protein of 293 amino acids.